AUUAAUGGCCACAGCCGCAUUGUUCCUUGGAUUCUCAUCAAAAGAGUACCCGUAUGUCUACCUCCUGUACCCCGGUAUGAUCCUUGUCGGCAUGUGCGCUAACAUCACUCUUCUCGCAAAUAUAACGGUUGGAAACUUAUUUGGAUCCCGGAGGUCAACAGUCAUCACUGUCAUAUCUGGUGCCUUUGGUUCUGCUCCUAUCACCUUCCUUGUGCAAAAGUUGCUGUACGCUCACUUAGGUGUGCCCUUUCAACACAUGUGUGUCGCCCUAGCCUGUCUGUGUGUCCCGUCACUGUUGGCCACCUUUACUCUCUUCCCGAAGUACAAGUUCCUUCCGAACUCACAACGGGAGGACAGGAACGACUCUCAGGAAACAGAGAAGCUGCAAAAAGAAAACAGUAGUGAAGAGGAGAGUGAAUCUGAAACACGGACGAAAGAGACAUUCAUGCAGGUUGUGACGUCACGACUGUAUCUCCUCCACCUUGUGUACAUCAGCAUCAUGAACUUGAACGUCAUCAUCCUGGUCGGCACCGCUAACAUCUGGUUCAACCUGGUGACAGGAAAUAACAACGCACAGGUGAGCUUCUGGACAGACGUGUUUGGGGUAUUCCAGGUGUUGAAUGUGUUGAUGUCUCCACUCUGUGGGUUCGUCUAUGACCUGGGACUUAGAGGACAUAAGUCUGAAGGUACGUAUACCUCUUGUAUACUGUCUUACCCUACAGCUGAAUAUAAUUAAAAGAUAUCAUCAAUAAUAUUCCAGUCAACAUUUCUGUGAAAUUUCAAGGAUAGGGCGCGUGUUGAACUAUGUACUACACCAAAGAAUCCUCGCACAGAGCAACACUGCAUCGCGAUGUUAGCCAUAGUACAAUCCUGGUUUAUAGCUAGUUUAAUACCUCCGGUUCACCCACCAACUGUCGGAGCAGACAAAAACUAACCAGGAUAUGGUACCCAAACUAACAGGAUGGAAAGGAUACUCAGAUGCACUCACCGAUGGGACGUUACUAACCAAUGGGGUGAUCAAUGAGGAAAUAGGUGCAAAAUCAAAGGGUUUCCAACCUGGACCUGUCAAUUGUAGAUCAACAACCCGAACCACAAGACGACAUUAUUGCCUUUACUACUAU
This is a messenger RNA of Branchiostoma belcheri (Belcher's lancelet), 1121 nucleotides long. Its product is annotated as solute carrier family 43 member 3-like. The coding region runs from base 5 to 736 and encodes 243 amino acids. Lineage: Eukaryota; Metazoa; Chordata; Leptocardii; Amphioxiformes; Branchiostomatidae. The record is from RefSeq and is a predicted model, not a curated record. The transcript has 6 exons.